GGGAAGAAAGCACCCCCAUGUGCUUGUGGGGGCAAUUUAGUAAUUUCAGGUCUGCAUGCACAGCCAUUUGUGUCCCCUCAAAUCUCGUAGCCAUCCCAAACGUCCACAUUUGGAUUCGGGUUUGGGUCGGGAAGGGCCGUUUGGUAAUUACGGAGCUCUCCAAUAUAAGCGAUCGUUGUUUCAAUCUGCGGUACUUCAUCGCCGGCGAUGUGCCCCGCUUCUCCCGUCUAUUGUUCGUACUCCUCCGGAAGCUCAUUCAAAUAUCUCUGUCUCGAACUUUCUGGAGCGCUCUGUAAUCUUAUAAAAGUUGAACAAUGCUGAAAUGGCUCAGUACAGGCAAUCGGGAUCCGACAGGUACGCGCUCAGGGGACACGAUCUGCACAACGGGAACGGGGCGUCCGAUCACGUCUCCAUUGGGAUUCGCGCUCAGCACAAGCAGUCUCGAGCUCGGCGAUCCAGUAAGGGCAGUAGGAUUUCAGUCGGCGCAGUGGUUCUGAUUCUCUCGCUCGUCCUCACCGUCACUGUUUUCGCUUAUAAUUACAUCUCUGGAGACAGUGAAAUAAAUACUUAUCAUGCUCAGGAUGAUGACUCGAAGGAUGAACUUGAUUUUCUUACAAAUGUAACUCGGAUUGAUAAGUCUAAAGUCCUCGAGUUUGGCCAGGGAUCGGGAGUGCAUGGUGGGGAUUCAAGGUAUUGGGAAAGGGAUGAUAGGAGAAGGGAUGAAGAUUACAAUGAGGAAGCGUUGGAGCACAGUACCAUGUCAACAAGGGAUGGAUCUAUUGAUAAGAGCCGUGUUGUAGUGAAAGGGAAGAAUGACAACGAGAAAAUAUUUUUUGACAAUUCUAUUAAGGGUUCUGGUGGGCGAGGCAGUGGCUUGUACAAUGAAGCUGGUCGUGAUGAGCUGAAAAUAUAUGAAGCGGAGUAUGAGGCGUCUCUUAAGAAUGUUGGGCAAUCAAUAAAUGAGCAUGGUGAUAGAAAUAAACUAUUUGAUGAUGCAGGUUUUGGAAUGCAUAAUGAGGAGAUGGAUGCUGAUGAUGAGUAUGAUGAUGGUAUUGAUUCUCAUGAUGCACGAAUGGUUGAAGAUGAUGAUAAUGGACAUGAAAAUGGGGAUAUUUCUAAUGUUGCAAAAUCUCAUGAUUCCUCUGACAGUAUCUCUGCUGGAACCAAGGAUGGGAAUAUUGUGGAAGAGGUUGAUGAAUCAUCCUCUGUAUCAUCUUCUUUAAACAGUCAAAAUUCCAGACAUGUAAGUGUUGUUGAUGGCCGGUCUACAAGAAAGUUCAGUUCUGAAAAGAGGCCAGAGUCAAAAAGAAAAAGACGGCACAAAUUUUCUGGUUCCUCUUGUGAGAUGAAGCUUUUAAACUCUACCGCACAGCUUGUAGAGCCUUUAGAAAGUCGCAAAUUUGCAAGAUUUUCUUUGCAGUAUACAGCAGUAGAAGAGAAGCCGAAUGGCCAAGAACAUUGGGAGCCUAGAUUUUCUGGGCAUCAGAGUUUGCAGGAGAGAGAAGAAUCAUUUUUAGCGCAUGACCAAAAAAUAAACUGUGCCUUUGUGAAAAGUCCUAAAGGUUAUCCGAGUACAGGAUUUGACUUGGCAGAAGAUGACGUGCGCUAUAUUAGCAGUUGCCAUAUUGCUGUAAUUUCUUGCAUUUUUGGAAAUUCAGAUCGCUUGAGAUCUCCUGCAGGAAAAACGAUCUCUCGUUUGUCAAGGAAAAAUGUCUGUUUUGUUAUGUUCAUGGAUGAAAUUACUUUGCAAACACUUUCUUCAGAACGCCAAAUGCCAGAUAGAAUGGGUUUUAUUGGUUUAUGGAAGACUGUGGUAGUGAAGAAUUUGCCUUAUACUGAUAUGCGGAGAGUCGGAAAAAUACCCAAACUUCUGGCACAUCGGCUUUUUCCUUCUGCAAGGUAUUCAAUUUGGUUGGAUAGCAAAUUGCGUCUCCAACUUGACCCUCUUCUCAUCUUGGAAUACUUCUUAUGGAGAAAAGGUCACGAGUAUGCCAUUUCUAAUCACUAUGACCGGCACUGUGUAUGGGAGGAGGUGGCACAAAAUAAGAAACUGAACAAGUAUAACCAUAGUAUUAUAGAUCAGCAGUUUGCAUUCUACCAGGCUGAUGGGCUGAAAAGAUUCAAUGCCUCAGAUCCUAACAAGCUUCUUCCCAGCAGUAUGAUUUUGUUCAAGAAUCUCUCUAUUUUUUAUGCUAAAUUUGCAGCUUGCAUCUAUUGUUUCCACAGCUUUCUUUAUUUGUUUGCUCUAUUGACAGAUGUUCCUGAAGGAUCUUUUAUUGUGAGAGCACACACUCCAAUGUCAAACUUGUUCUCCUGCCUUUGGUUCAAUGAAGUUGAUCGAUUUACUCCUCGUGAUCAACUAAGCUUUGCAUACACAUAUCAAAAGUUGAGAAGGGUUAAUCCAGGCAAACCAUUUCAUCUUAAUAUGUUCAAGGUGAAGAAUUUUAUUAUAUUGCACAUCAACCAAAAUGAAUGGAAAUGUUAUAACAGCCCUUUAGGCCUGGGUCAAUUAGCAAGAUUUUUGGAUGGAGUUGUUGGAGGCUCCAUAUUGAAGUCUCACUGGGAACACACCAAAUAAAUAAAUAAACAAAAAAAUAGGCGAAAAAGUGUAGACCUUAUAACACUUAAAAACCUUAUUAUUAGACUAUAUUUCAUGACUAUUAUAACAUCAAAAAAUGAAAAACUAAAGAUAAAACAAAACGAUGGAAAGGCAAAAUUAAAACAAAACAUCUAUUUAUAUUCUUUAUUGGUUCCUUGUAUUGCAGGAUUGUGAGAGAAGAGCCAUAGCUAAGUUGUUCCGUCACAGGUCUGAGGAGAAGCGAAAUAUUCUUCAAGCAGCAGCAGAGUGAAAAAAGUGUUAUAUUGAGCUUUCCACAGAAAGCUGGUUUGUUUUCGUUUGGUUCUUAUACUUGGCCACAUGGAUGUUUACUGCAUCAAGGAACUAUGUUGUCUAAUGCCACAGCAUGUUGCAGUACUGUUGUCUACCACAUGGCCAUUGUAUCUUGCAACCUGGGUUAGAAGAAAUGUUGUGGUUGGGUGCACAUUCCUAUUAGGGGAGCAAAGUUCACGGUCAGUAUUAAAGCAUUCUUUGUCAUAAAUUGGGUAUCUGUAGAAAAGAAAUUUGUCAUAAGACAGUCUUCAUCGAAGCCUUCGGUUUCCAUCCUCCUGUUUAUAGGCAUGCAGAAGACUACCUCCACUACAACAACUAAUACCAUGUAUUCUUUUUACAUCAAAAUAUCUGGUCUAUUCAUUGUCUGUACGAAAUUUUGAUGAAUCAUUGGGGCUUAUAUAUAUAUGUGAUAUUUUUAGCUAAA
Messenger RNA from Vitis vinifera (wine grape), 3314 nucleotides. RefSeq lists its product as uncharacterized. The record is from RefSeq and is a predicted model, not a curated record. NCBI's taxonomy places the organism in Eukaryota, Viridiplantae, Streptophyta, Magnoliopsida, Vitales, Vitaceae. The transcript is spliced from 5 exons. Bases 323 to 2578 code for a protein of 751 amino acids.